This is a messenger RNA of Paracoccidioides lutzii Pb01, 627 nucleotides long. RefSeq lists its product as hypothetical. The transcript has 3 exons. The record is from RefSeq and is a predicted model, not a curated record. Bases 1 to 627 code for a protein of 208 amino acids.
AUGACAGGUUCUACUGGCUGGCGGCUGAGGGGAAUAGGAGCUGAUUUCCCAAAGGCUGUACUUAGAUACCACAAGAGAGCGUUCUCAGCCGUCAUUCAAGUUGAGGAGUUUCCGGAAGAUUUUCCGGAGAAUCCUUUACGGGGUAGUUACAUACCACCUGGACAGCUUGGAACGCUCUGGUGGCGUGACCAUACCGACCUAGUAAUUCCCGUACAUCCGCUGACAAAAUAUUUCGCCUCAUUUUCGUUUUUAGUUAUGGUAACGCUCAACCCAAUCCCGGGGAUGAAACAGUUUGAUACGCUAGUUUACUACGUAUGUAAUACCAGCACUGACACCAGUACCCUUACCAUAUCGGCAUUAAUUGUAUUACCCCUCCUGCAGUACAACCUCCCACACCUACACCUCCCGCAAGCUCUUGCGAUAUACUCCGGAUAUCUCUCUCCAUAUCUCUCACCUACUACCACUACCUCUACCUCUUGGUCUGCCACAACCACCCUCACCAGCAGUGACCAGCUUGGGUCCUUGGACGGUGGCUGUGCUGCCUACGUAAUCUGUCCGCCUAUCCGGUUAUCGCAGCGCAUUACCUACCGAGCCUGCAACCCUCCGUUGCCCUUUGCGCCUGGGUAA